Molecule: messenger RNA, 1062 nt
Organism: Lizanozyma spartinae
Lineage: Eukaryota; Fungi; Ascomycota; Pichiomycetes; Serinales; Debaryomycetaceae
Gene: MNN10
Product: alpha-1,6-mannosyltransferase
Exons: 1
Coding region: 1-1062 (353 amino acids)
Biological process (GO): protein N-linked glycosylation
Cellular component (GO): Golgi membrane
Molecular function (GO): glycosyltransferase activity
Source: RefSeq, a predicted model, not a curated record
AUGAGCUUGGAGGAAGGAAUCUCUUUGCCCUAUACGAAGGGUAAAAUCGAUGUGGAGAAGCCCUUAGAUUCAGAAUCUGAUUACUCAAGAACUUUUAAACCAGGAAGACCUUCAACACCAUCUCAAAGUGCUGCAAGAAGUGCAACAGGUUUGCUUAUGCAUUAUAAGAAGGGGAUUUUGAUUUUAGCAACUCUUUUAUUCUUAUCUUUUUUCACGUCUGUCCCCUUGAUUCCACAUUUCAAGACCUCUUCUCCUAAAGUUGUUCUUAUUUUGGCCGCGAAUGAAGGUGGAGGUGUUCUUAAAUGGAAGGGACCUCAAGAAUGGUCUGUGGAACGUUCAUCUAUUGCUAAUAAACAACAAUAUGCUAAAACCCAUGGAUAUGGUUUGACCAUCAAGGAUAUGACCAUCAAGAAAAGAUACUCUCAUGAAUGGAGAGAAAGUUGGGAAAAGGUUGAUAUUUUGAAGGAAACCAUGAGGCAAUUUCCUGAUGCUGAAUGGUUCUGGUGGUUAGAUUUGCAUACCUAUAUUAUGGAACCACAAAUCUCUUUGGAAGAACAUUUCUUGAAUGAUUUGCAGAAUCAAACUUAUAGAACUUUGGAAAACUUUAACCCAUUAGGUCUACCUGUUGAUCUUCCAUAUGUUGAUUAUAAUAAGCCUAUAGAUUUGAUAAUAACUCAAGAUUGUGGUGGAUUCAACUUGGGUUCCUUUUUAAUUAGACGUUCUGAUUGGUCCGAAAUGUUAUUGGAUUAUUGGUGGGAUCCUGCUAUGUAUGAACAGAUGCACAUGCAAUGGGAACACAAGGAACAAGAUGCUUUGGAAAGCUUGUAUAGCACACAAGCAUGGAUUAGAGAACGUACAGCUUUCUUACCAUUGCGUAAAAUAAAUGCUUUCCCUCCUGGUGCCUGUUCUGAUAAGGCCAAAGAUCCUCAAUAUUUCUUCCAAAUACAUGACUUUGUCAUCAACAUGGCUGGUUGUGAGUAUGGUAGAGAUUGUUGGGGUGAAAUGGAACACUACAAGGCUUUGUCAAAGAAACUUCAUCUUAAUUGGUGGAAGUUUUGGUAA